This is a messenger RNA of Camponotus floridanus (Florida carpenter ant), 818 nucleotides long. RefSeq lists its product as uncharacterized. Bases 188 to 799 code for a protein of 203 amino acids. The transcript is spliced from 3 exons. Lineage: Eukaryota; Metazoa; Arthropoda; Insecta; Hymenoptera; Formicidae. The record is from RefSeq and is a predicted model, not a curated record. Gene Ontology annotation, biological process: NADH dehydrogenase complex assembly.
UAAAUAACACGUGCUCGUAAAUGUCAUACAUAUUCAAAUUUCAAGCUCCGAACUGUAACACAAUUGCACGUUCAGCUCAGCUGAUUCAGCUGUCAGCUGUCAGCAUUUUACCAUUGUAGAAUAAUUAAAUAUGAUAUCUUGAUAAAUAUGUCAUUAUCUCUUGAAAAAAUAAUAUCUUGAAACGCACAUGAAUUUACAAAGCAUCAUCGUUUUCAUCGCAACGUGUGCACUGUGUGACUUUGCAACAGGGAAUAAAAUGAUGCUGUUUGAUUUCACAAAUGUGCAAAGCUUGGAUGAUUGGCGAGAAGUUUCUGACACUGUGAGAACUGUGGGAAAAUCAAAAGCUGUAUUAACAUUGCAAACAAGUCAGCUCUUUCAGAGAGCAGUCUUCUUCACAUUGCUAAAUCCACAACCAAAUGGUGCUGGUUUUGCUGGCAUUAGAAAGGCAGUAAAUUUUAAUCUAUCAAGAUUUAAGAAUAUUGAAAUUUUAUGUCGAGGACAGGGGCAAAAUAAUCAUUACAAGAUUAAUCUCAAACACCGAGGACAGAAUUCCAAUGAGGAUUUCAGCUAUGAACAAUUCUUUACAGUGCCAAUAUCAGACAACGAAUUUUUUACGAUAACAUUACCGCUGAAAGAUUUCAAGUCUUAUUAUCGUGGACGCGAAAUUCCGGAUGGUGAGCCUCUGGAUACAGCAAAUAUUACUACAUUUGAAUUUCAAAUUUACGGUGGCGUCUAUUCGCCAAUCAAACAACAUGGCGUAUCAGCGUUAGAAAUAGAAACUGUAUCAGUUUCUUCCUAAUUGUAUUAGAAAAUACAAA